Messenger RNA from Prorocentrum cordatum, 1341 nucleotides. The record is from the annotation of a GenBank genome assembly. Lineage: Eukaryota; Dinophyceae; Prorocentrales; Prorocentraceae.
AACAAUUUCCGUAACCAUUUUGGUUCAUGCCUGCCUCGGGCGCGCGCGCGCGGGCGUCUGGGCACGAUGGCGCGGGAUGUCGCCCCGCGCGGCGACAGUCGGCCUGAUGCGAGCGGCGGCCCUGGCUGGCCAUCCUCGGCCAAGCGUCGGGAGGCGCGCAGGGCAGCGGCUGCGGCGGCUGAGGCAGCCGUGCACCGCCUGUCGCUCGAGGCGCGGGCCUGGCGCCGGCUCCACGAGGACCUGGCGGCGGCCCUCGGGGCUGCGGGCGCGGGCGGCGAGCUGAGCAGGCGCUUGGCAGCGGCCGCCCCUGCCUUGGCUGCCUUCAUCCGCGGGGAGGUGCCAAGUGCGGUCGAGCGCCUGAGACGGAACGUGGCCCUCCAUGCGGAAGCUGAGGGCACCGACCUGCCGGGCGCUGGGGCCGCGCAGCUCCGCGUGGCGCAGCACGGCCCGAGGCUCGGCGCAAAGCCCGCGGCUCCCGAGGCGGGCGCCUUCGGCGGUGCCUUAGGGGAGCGGCUGGACGAUGAGCCUGACGAGGAUGCGCGCGCACUGCUGGCAGGCGCGGGGGCGGCGGGCCCGCUCCCUGAACUGCCCGCCGGUGCGCUGCGCGCUGUGGACCUGGAGAAGGCCUUCUCGGAACCGCGGUUGGCGCCGGGCAUGUGGGCCAAGGCGCAUGCCGAGACGGUGUCCUUCGUUUCGGGCCUGGCGGCGGGGUGGCGCCCGGCUGAGCGCGAGCCUCGGCCGCCACCGGGGACGCGGUGCACUUGUGGUGCCGUUGUCUUCUCGGCCCCGCCGGUGGCCUCCGAGGCGCCCCUGGCGGCUUGGCAGACGGAGCGCGCCCUGGCGCCGCCGCCGCGCCCAGCGCUCCUGGAGUGCAGGUCAGGAUCACAAGUGGGAAGUGUGGCAGCCGCCGCGGCCGCGUCCGACGACCUGUUGCUGGGCGCGCCGGGCAUCGUGGGCUACGACGGCGAGAGAGAGCGCGGCGGCGACGGGGACGACCGCGGCGCCUUCGUGGACCACGCCGCGCCUGCGGCCGGCGUGUCCUCGCCGCUGCUUUGGUACGUCGGCGGCCGCCUGGGCGAGGCCGUCAGCCACAACGACAGCGACGACGACAGCGUAGGCGGCCAGGGACAGGAGCAUGCCGACUGCGAUGCUGCCGCUGCCUGCUCCGCCACCGCUGAGUUGGCGCUCAGUGGAGUGAUCGCGGACUACCUCGGCGAGAACGAAGCCGCACUCCUCCGUGGAGACGGAGACGGCGGUCGAGCUGCCGCGAGGCUCGCUGAGCUGGCCCUGCCGACCGAGGACGCCGAGGGCGAAGUGCGGCGAGAUUGGGGUCGUGAGUGA